This is a messenger RNA of Zea mays, 2792 nucleotides long. RefSeq names its product submergence induced protein SI397. Lineage: Eukaryota; Viridiplantae; Streptophyta; Magnoliopsida; Poales; Poaceae. Gene Ontology annotation, biological process: protein localization to cortical microtubule cytoskeleton. The record is from RefSeq and is a predicted model, not a curated record. The transcript is spliced from 5 exons. Gene Ontology annotation, cellular component: cortical microtubule. The coding region runs from base 165 to 2417 and encodes 750 amino acids.
CGCACCCAAGUUCAAGUUCGACCCAAACUGUUUCCACAGCACAGUGCAGGCCGGGAGGGGGAAAAAAAAGAAGGGAUCGAGUCGAGAGACACUGGCCUCUGCUUUCCGUGUGUGGGGGUUCUCCUCUCUCUUGAUGCUUUUUCUCCGCCGCACUUCCUACGUCCAUGCAACAAGUGCACGAGCUGACAUAUAUACCCCCACGGGGCCGUCGCCGCCGCAGUCGCCUCAACCCGCUCGGUUUCUUUGCCUCCUCCGUGGCAAUCGGAGAGCACUCGCCCUCGCACUCGCCCAACUCAUGGUGGAUUGACGGCAUGGAGGGAGGCGAGGCUGGAGGCUUGAGAUUCCUCCUCCGGUUCGACCCGGCAAGGCCCGGGCUCGACCGCGCGCUGCUCGGCUUCUCCUUCUCCGCCCUCUUCAGCCGCCUCGUCGUUGGAUGGAGCAAGCAUGGCCAGACGGGAGGAGGAGGAGGAGGAGGGUUUCCGGCGAUCGCGGCGGAGGGUGAGGGUGGGGAGGGCUCCGGGAACGCCGCCGUGUCCGUGGCCGCGCUUGCCGCCGCCGCCGCCGCCGCUUCUCUCUGCCUCGCGGCGAUGUACGCGUCCGAUCAGCGGCGGCCUCGCCAUGCUCGCGCUCGACGGCUGCCGGCGCUGGCUUCAGCUCCGCGGUCCCGUGCGCUGCAUGCUCCUCAUGAUGGGCUCAGGAUUCUGUCGUCAGACGACCCAAACGACGAAUCUCCGGACAAGGUGAUCCACGGCGCGUCGAUCGGCGCCGGAGACGACGAGCCGGAUAUCGUCGCGCGAGUGGAGAUGGACGCUACCCCGCCGGCAGUUCCCGUGCCAAAUGCCGACGACGACGACGACGACGACGAAACCGAAACGGAAGCAGAGGAGGAGGAAGAAGAAGAGGAGCGGCAGGAGCUCCAGCGGCUGAGGGAGCUGUGGCUGUCGCUGGAGGAGCGGGAGCAGAGGCUGGAGCUCCGCCUGCAGGAGCUGGAGGGCCUCCGGUCGCAGGAGGCCGCCGCGCGGGAGCUCGAGGCCCGCGUCGCCGCCGCCGACGCGGAGGUGCGGAUCCUGCAGCUCAGUGUCUCCGCGCUGCAGGAGGAGAACGGGAGGCUCAGGGCGCGGGCGGAGGACCUGGACGCCGCCCGCGCUGAGCUGGCGCGCGCCAAGGAGAAGCUGCGCGCGGUCAAGGCGCGCGUGCAGGGCGAGCAGGAGGCGGCGGCGGCGGCGCUCCGGAGGAAGGUGGAGGAGCUCGAGAGCGGCGGGCGGGAGAGGGUCGGCGCGCUGGUGGCGGAGGUCGCGGAGCUGCGCAAGGCGAACGCCGCGCUGGAGGCGGACAAUAUGGAGCUCGCCCUCAGGCUGCAGGACGCAGAGCAGCAGGCUGCAUCCGGCGCCUCUGCUAGUAAUCUGGCCCCUGAGGAGGGCAUGAUUCAGGAGAUGACGUACCUGAGGGAGAGCAACGAGCGACUGACGAGGCAGAUCGAGCAACUGCACAACGACCACUGCGCGCACGUCGAGGAGCUCGUCUACCUCAAGUGGGUCAACGCCUGCCUCCGCCAUGAGCUCCGUGACCAUGACGGCCAGCCCACCGCCGAGCAACAAGGCCCCAGCGCCGGCUCCAGAGACCUGUCGGCCCUGGAGCUGAGCAAGAGCAUGAGCUUCCGGUCCAGCGAGAGGGCCAAGCAGCUCAUGCUGAGGUACGGUAGCCCCGGCCUGGACCGCUUCGACCCUGCCCUCUUCUCCCCGCUGCACGAGUCAGUCGACGGCGACGGCUACGGCUACGAGCGGUCGCCGGCGCACAGCUACGAGCCCGAGCGGAGCCCUUGCGCUAGGCCCGCGACGGCGACGGCCUCGUCCUCCCCCGCCGCAGCACCGGGGAAGAAAGCGGGGCCGCGCAGGCUCAAGCUUCUCGGUAACAUCAAGAAGCUGCUGCCGGCGGUCGGCAAGAGAAGCCACUCAAACCACGGGCACGGGCACGCCGGCCACGAUGGCAGGAAGGCGCCGGCGCCGGCUCCGGCUCGGAGGGACGAGUACCUCGACAAGGCCAUGCAGUGGCUGUCGGCCCACGACGUGCUCGACGGCGACCACUCGUACGUGAGCACGCCGCUGUCGUCGUGCGAGAGGACGCCGCUGAGCAGCGCCACGACCAGCACGACCGCGGACUCACGCGCCCGCUGCGGCGACGGUGGUGGUGGCCGCAGCGAGCGCGGGGAGGCGACGCGGCCGGAGGCGGAGCCGACCUUGGCGAGAUCGAAGAGCGACGCCGGCGGAGCGUACGGGCGGGAGGCGAGCAGGUACCACGCGCUCAGACCUGAACACCCGGGCAGAGAGGCGGACGAGCCCGACGGGUUCCGUGCGCCGGAGAAGCGGGAGGCAAGGAGGCAGUCGGCGGAGGAGCUGAGGACUCCGGCGGUGGCGUAGUACUUGAUGGCCCCAUUGCAGUUAACGGAUUAAUUGACAGGAACGACUGUUAGUCUGUUAUGCAGUGAUGCACAAGGCUGUUUUUUUUUUUGUGUGUGUGUGUGUGAAUAUUUGUACUCAUGUAUGGUUAGGGGCAGAUCUAGCUGUAGGACGGAUGGAGCUUGAUUAGCCCACCCCUACUGCCUCUCAAACAAAAGCCCUCCUUGAACCCCCUCCGUAGCUUUUUAUUAGGAAGAAGAAAGAAGAAUAAUGGAGAGAAAGAGAGAGGAAGGAAGGAGUCCCUGCUAGGUUCAUGCUCUGCGUCCGUACCCAUGUAUGGGUGAAUCAAGAUACAGAGUUUAAUUCCCUUUGUAUUAUCAUCAAGCUUUUCACAAA